Molecule: messenger RNA, 899 nt
Organism: Tupaia belangeri chinensis (Chinese tree shrew)
Lineage: Eukaryota; Metazoa; Chordata; Mammalia; Scandentia; Tupaiidae
Gene: SAPCD1
Product: suppressor APC domain containing 1
Exons: 5
Coding region: 23-571 (182 amino acids)
Source: RefSeq, a predicted model, not a curated record
UGGCUCUACCCUACCCAGAGCCAUGGGGAGCCGGGGUCCUGCUGAGCUGUCCCCUGUGCAGGCUCCUUACACGGUUCUACUGCUGCCCCUGGGAACGAGCCGCCAAGACCCCGGGGCCCAGAGCUUCUUCCUUUGGCUGCAGAGGAUGCGGGCUCUGGAGAGAGAACAGGAUGCCCUGUGGCACGGGCUGGAGCUGCUGGAGCACAGCCAGGCCUGGUUUGAAGACCGUCUGAGGGAGGCACAGCAACAGCAGCUGCAUCUGGGGGCCCUUGGGGAGAAUUUUCUAACAGAUUUACACUCGCAGUCUGGUGGUCCCCAGUUAGCCCAGAUUCAAAAGGUGAACAUCUGUUUGCAAAAUCUGAUUCAGGGCAAGUUCUUCCCACGUCCAUUGAACAAAGCUAGUUCCUGUACCACCCAGGCCCGGAAGGAAAGGCCGAGGGAGCAGCACUCGAGGGAGCAGCACUCGUGGCAGCGGCAGGAGCUGUCAAGGCAACAGAAAAGAGUCCUCCAGCCGAAGGAGAUGGCUCAGCCGGGCCAUUCCAAGGGGCAGAAGGGCCCUACCCAUGUCUAAUCUGAGCCCUCCUCUCCCUUCUCAGCCUGGUGAAGGAGGAGGCUGAGACUCCCCUGCCUCCUUAUUCUGUCUCAUCCCCAGUGGAGAUGGCCCAGGUCAACGAAGUUCAGACGUCUUUGUGUCAAGCUCUCCUAUGCCCCCCAAAACUUCCAUUUCUUCUUUUUAUCAUCUCAUGCCCUCACUCUCCCCUGUCAGAUAUGCAAAAAAUGAUCUUUGAACUCCCCCUAGGGAGAAGACAUGUUUAUUAUUGAACUGUCCGUUGACUUUAAAUACAAAAAUAAAAUAGAAGCUCCUCCAGAAUUUAAAAUAAAAACGAUUCUAUAAAUAA